Messenger RNA from Homo sapiens (human), 694 nucleotides. RefSeq names its product cystatin 9 like (gene CST9L). The record is from RefSeq and is marked reviewed. The transcript has 3 exons. NCBI's taxonomy places the organism in Eukaryota, Metazoa, Chordata, Mammalia, Primates, Hominidae. The coding region runs from base 35 to 478 and encodes 147 amino acids. Gene Ontology annotation, cellular component: extracellular region. Gene Ontology annotation, molecular function: cysteine-type endopeptidase inhibitor activity.
AAGAGCAAAGUCAGCGGUGCCUACAGUCAGCACCAUGCUGGGCCUGCCGUGGAAGGGAGGUCUGUCCUGGGCGCUGCUGCUGCUUCUCUUAGGCUCCCAGAUCCUGCUGAUCUAUGCCUGGCAUUUCCACGAGCAAAGGGACUGUGAUGAACACAAUGUCAUGGCUCGUUACCUCCCUGCCACAGUGGAGUUUGCUGUCCACACAUUCAACCAACAGAGCAAGGACUACUAUGCCUACAGACUGGGGCACAUCUUGAAUUCCUGGAAGGAGCAGGUGGAGUCCAAGACUGUAUUCUCAAUGGAGCUACUGCUGGGGAGAACUAGGUGUGGGAAAUUUGAAGACGACAUUGACAACUGCCAUUUCCAAGAAAGCACAGAGCUGAACAAUACUUUCACCUGCUUCUUCACCAUCAGCACCAGGCCCUGGAUGACUCAGUUCAGCCUCCUGAACAAGACCUGCUUGGAGGGAUUCCACUGAGUGAAACCCACUCACAGGCUUGUCCAUGUGCUGCUCCCACAUUCCGUGGACAUCAGCACUACUCUCCUGAGGACUCUUCAGUGGCUGAGCAGCUUUGGACUUGUUUGUUAUCCUAUUUUGCAUGUGUUUGAGAUCUCAGAUCAGUGUUUUAGAAAAUCCACACAUCUUGAGCCUAAUCAUGUAGUGUAGAUCAUUAAACAUCAGCAUUUUAAGAAA